Phodopus roborovskii (desert hamster) is the source of this 1054-nucleotide messenger RNA. It is a transcript of the gene Tomm22, whose product is annotated as translocase of outer mitochondrial membrane 22. NCBI's taxonomy places the organism in Eukaryota, Metazoa, Chordata, Mammalia, Rodentia, Cricetidae. Gene Ontology annotation, biological process: intracellular protein transport. The record is from RefSeq and is a predicted model, not a curated record. The transcript has 4 exons. The coding region runs from base 45 to 473 and encodes 142 amino acids. Gene Ontology annotation, cellular component: mitochondrial outer membrane.
GCCGGAUCUCUUCCGCUCCCUUCCGCUUCCGGUGUCCUACAGUCAUGGCCGCCGCCGUCGCUGCAGCAGGUGCUGGGGAGCCUCUGUCCCCGGACGAAUUGCUCCCGAAAGCCGAGGCGGAGAAGACCGAAGAGGAGCUGGAAGAGGACGAUGACGACGAGCUAGAUGAGACUCUGUCGGAGAGGCUGUGGGGUCUGACGGAGAUGUUUCCGGAGAGGGUCCGGUCUGCCGCCGGAGCCACCUUUGAUCUCUCGCUCUUCGUGGCUCAGAAGAUGUAUAGAUUUUCCAGGGCAGCUUUGUGGAUUGGGACCACUUCCUUUAUGAUCCUGGUACUUCCAGUUGUCUUUGAGACGGAAAAGUUGCAAAUGGAGCAACAACAGCAAAUGCAGCAGCGGCAGAUACUCUUGGGGCCUAACACAGGCCUGUCAGGAGGAAUGCCAGGGGCUCUACCUCCACUUCCUGGAAAGAUCUAGAUUGUUUCUCUGGUAUUUGUCCUGUUGGGAGAACUUUGAAAUUAAGUUGUUUGAACUGCUGAUUGUUUGGAUUUUUAUUCUUUUUAUUUUAAACUUUGGCACAUCCAUCUAUUUAAAUCUGGUGGGAACUAUUUCCGUUUCUCAUGGAGAGACUCCAUUUGCACCUAUGCCCUUCAUAAUGUUCUCACUUACUUCCUGUUCUCAAUCUGAUGCUAGAGUACAGCCAUGUGGAAGGCUAUUCCACACUAUCCCUUUAGCAAAUUGUUCCUAUCAAAGUUCUCACAUGCCCCUUGUGAGGAAGAAGUAAGCAUCCCUGGCCAUUAAAGACUUUUUUUUUUAAAGAAUGAAAAUGUCUGGGACAUGUAAACAAUAUGGAACUGACAAAAUCCAUUACAGCUGCGAUUGCAGGAAUCCCAGUAUGUUGGAGAGAAGGGAGGCUGGCUGUACCUUUAGCCAGAUGGGGACUGUGGACAGAGCAAGCACUCAUUUCCUCUGCUCAUCUGGCUGUUAGACCUGUGUGUUGUGUAAAGAAGUCAGUGCUCACUUUUUGUAUUUAAAUAUUAAAAGAACUCCAACUUAAA